UCUGCGUCUAAAACAUGCUGUAUGGUCCUUGUGCUGUAUUGAAUCCUCAUACUAAAGGACAUGAAACAUCACGACUUCAGCAGGAGGCUACUGGUGCUCUCUGUCCUUUCAACCAUCUUUGAUUCUCUUAAUGCGGUCGAAGUCUGUUCCAACACUAUUCUGCCAGGAUCUAAAGGAGACCUGGGUGAAGGGGGAGGCGAGGGAGACCAGGGACGGCUGGGAAAGACCGGCCCACCAGGACUACUAGGUCUGACAGGGGAGCUCGGAGAUAAAGGAGAGCAGGGCCGGACGGGGAAGAUGGGUCCUGCUGGAGACCAAGGAGACGCAGGAGAUGCAGGAGUCGAUGGACCCUCUGGACUGAAAGGGAAAGCAGGGGCAACAUGUGACUGUGGGAGGUACAGGAAGGUGGUUGGACAGAUGGACAUCAAUGUCAGAAAGCUGAAGAAUGCAGUCAAGUUUGUGAAAAAUGUCAUUUUAGGCAUUAAGGAAACGGAGGAGAAAUUUUACCUGAUUGUGAAAGAGGCCAGAAAGUACCGAGAGGCUCUGAUAAACUGUAAGCUGAGGGGCGGUAUGCUCGCCAUGCCCAAAACAACAGACACCAACACCCUGAUUGCAGACUACGUCACCCAGGCCGGCCUUACCCAGGUCUUCAUCGGGCUGCAGGCUGGGCAGAAGGGGGGAGGGCCUGUUUACGCAGACUUGACCCCAGUGAGGAACUAUACAGCCUGGGGCCUAGAGGAGCCAUCAGGGGCCCCUUCCAACACCAGCUGUGUGAAGAUGGUCAGCACAGGCACCUGGAACCAGGUGGAGUGUGACAUCACCAUGUACUACGUGUGCGAGUUCAAGAAGAGCAGGAGAGGUCUCGCCGCCGUGCUGUGAUGUCAUCAAGUCGGUGGAAGGUUGACGUGGACAUUAGACCUUUAUAGUAAGACAGAAACCAGUAGUACUUUAACCUAUAGUUAAACAUGUAGCCUUAUAGUAACUAGACAAAGGUCAUUGAUAUAACCUAGCCUAUUGAUAUUAAUGAGAGAUAAGUGUUGGUAUUCAUGGGGGCCUCCCGAGUGGCGCAGCGGUCUAAGAGGUGUCACUACAGACCCGGGUUUGAUCCCGGGCUGUAUCACAACCAGCCGUGACCGGGAGUCCCAUAGGGCGGUGCACAAUUGGCCCAGUGUCGUCCGGGUUAGAGGAGGGUUUGGCCAGGGGGCUAUACUUGGCAUCGUCAGUCUCUAGCGCCUCCUUGUGGCGGGCCCGGGCGCCUGUAGACUGACCUCGGGUUGUCAGUUGAACGGUGUUUCCUGCGACACAUUGGUGCGGCUGACUUCUGGGUUAAGAGGGCGGGUGUUAAGAAGAAGGGCGGUUUGGCGGGUCAUGUUUCAGAGGACACAUGACUCGACCUUCGCCUCCCGAGCCCGUUGGAGAGUUGCAGCGAUGAGAUGAGAUUCAAAUUGGGGAGAAAAUGUUUUUUGUUGUUGUGUUUUUAAAGUUGGUUUCCCUUUUGACACUUAAGCCUGUUGUUUUUUAAAGUUGGUUUCCCUUUUGACACUUAAGCCUGUUGUGUUUUUAAAGUUGGUUUCCCUUUUGACACUUAAGCCUGUUGUGUUUUUAAAGUUGGUUUCCCUUUUGACACUUAAGCCUGUUGUUUUUUAAAAGUUGGUAUCCCUUUUGACACUUAAGCCUGUUGUUUUUUUAAAGUUGGUAUCCCUUUUGACACUUAAGCCUGUUGUUUUUUGGGGGAUAGCACAUAAAAACCUUUCCCUUUCUGUAAUAAAACACCAUACAAAUCAA
Molecule: messenger RNA, 1785 nt
Organism: Oncorhynchus kisutch (coho salmon)
Lineage: Eukaryota; Metazoa; Chordata; Actinopteri; Salmoniformes; Salmonidae
Product: collectin-10
Exons: 7
Coding region: 61-879 (272 amino acids)
Biological process (GO): ossification
Molecular function (GO): growth factor activity
Source: RefSeq, a predicted model, not a curated record